Molecule: messenger RNA, 525 nt
Organism: Saccharomycopsis crataegensis
Lineage: Eukaryota; Fungi; Ascomycota; Saccharomycetes; Ascoideales; Saccharomycopsidaceae
Exons: 1
Coding region: 1-525 (174 amino acids)
Source: RefSeq, a predicted model, not a curated record
AUGACAAGACCAACCGAUAUACAAUCAUUGGUGCUAAUUCAAGACAAGCAGUUACCCGUGGUUUACCUGAGGUCGAUCGCGGUUAUCUCCAACUUUGUGAUUACCCAUGAUACAAAAGUAAUCAUUCUUGACUUGUUAUCGCUGUCUGGUGAUAGAUUCCCGUAUGGGGAUUUGGGACGCCAUAUCCAGCAGGAAUUACUAAAAUCCAGCCAACUUUUACAGGAUGAGUACUUGGGACGGCUAAAUAAGGUACUAGGCUCGAUAAGUUACUUAUCCAGCGACUCACUUGUUGAUUUGCUAGAGCAAUUGAAACUGCUCAAACUGGAAGGAUCAUUGGCAGGUAUUGGUCAGGUCGUGGUGAAUGGGAUGAAUAAAUGGUAUCAUCAGAAUAUAAGUGCAGGGAAAAGGGCGAUGGAGUACUUACGGAUAAUGAUGAUGUUGAAGGAGAUUAGUGCCAACACCACCACGCAGAUUAUUAUGACUGAUAAUGAGUAUGUGGGGGCUCAAUCAGUGAUGGCGUCUUAA